Hemibagrus wyckioides is the source of this 978-nucleotide messenger RNA. Its product is annotated as alpha-1A adrenergic receptor-like. The record is from RefSeq and is a predicted model, not a curated record. Gene Ontology annotation, molecular function: G protein-coupled receptor activity. Gene Ontology annotation, biological process: G protein-coupled receptor signaling pathway. Gene Ontology annotation, cellular component: membrane. Lineage: Eukaryota; Metazoa; Chordata; Actinopteri; Siluriformes; Bagridae. The transcript has a single exon. The coding region runs from base 1 to 978 and encodes 325 amino acids.
AUGGAUACAGAACGCCUGAUAAAGUCUGUAAUCAGAAGUAUUAUGUGUCUGGCUGGAAUCAUUGGUAACAACUGGCUGUGCAUUAGCUCUCUGCCAAAAUCUAUUUCUCAGCUUCGACCUAGCGACGUUCUAUUUAUAAAUUUGGCUGUAUCCAAUCUGAUCACUAAUUACCUGGUGGACGUCCUCAACAUUUUCCACACUGAACAGUACAUUCCUGCAGGAAAGGUGUUUUGCAGCAUUCGAUUUUUCCUACCUGAACUCUCGGAGACCAGCAGCAUCUUGACCACAAUGUUCAUCACUAUGUUCUGGCAUCAAAAGCUUGUGGGCUCUCUGAAACGUGGAGGAGCUCCUGUGCAAAUGGAUAACCUCCAGUUCAUCACUGUGAUGCUGACCGGAAGCUGGAGUUUUUCACUAGUCCUUAACAUUUCUCAUUUAUUCUUUGUUGCUACAAUCAAUGAGAACGUGACUACUGCGGAAUGCAAGGAAGUGCUGCCCUCACCAGAAGCCGAUCAGGCCUACAAGGUAGUAUACAUCACACUUGCAAAUGUGUUUCCACUUAUUGGGAUUCUUUAUGCAAGCAUCCAGAUCACAGUUACACUGCUGCAGAAUGAAAAGCGAAUGAAGAAAAUGGGUGUAGCAGUCAGAAACGGAGGAAACACCGGAGCUGGGAAAAGUGGAAACAACACUAAUAACGAAUCCACAGUUAAGUUGUCCAAGUCACAAGCCAAAACAGGUAGUCUGGUGAGGGCUGCCAAGAGUGUAGUGGCAGUCGCCAUUCUUUUUUUAUUAUGCUGGGUAAUUCACAUCAAUAUCAUCAUCAUCAGUUCCAUCUCACCAACCAGUGUGACAGAGGACAUAGAGAGCUUUGUAGGAGCAUCCUAUACAUGCAUCAUCCCUUAUAUUUAUCUGUACGGUGUGCAAAAGCUGACCUGUUCCAGAGGAUCAGGGCGUGUGAUGGGUCGAGUAGUAAGUCAGUGA